Molecule: messenger RNA, 8823 nt
Organism: Vollenhovia emeryi
Lineage: Eukaryota; Metazoa; Arthropoda; Insecta; Hymenoptera; Formicidae
Gene: mura
Product: E3 ubiquitin-protein ligase RNF38-like
Exons: 10
Coding region: 1031-3172 (713 amino acids)
Source: RefSeq, a predicted model, not a curated record
AGCGCGUCCCCCUCGCGCCCCCGGCGCCCCUCGCCGACCGUUGGUCUCACCACGGGAAUGAUAGUUCCCCCACAUUGCGGCCGGCAUCCCCUCCACUCGGGCCGUCGCGCCGCGCCGCGCCGCGCCGCGCCGCGCCGCGCCGCGUUUCAGAGUCCUGCUCAGUCGGUUAGGAUUCAGUUCGUGGUGCGCCGUCGUCGGACGAGGAGGUGUCGUGUCGGAGGCGCGCGGAAAGACCUUUUUCGCGGUGGUGUUUCGGGCUGUUUCGCUCCCGAGGUUCGCGAGAGCGAGCGAGCGUGAUGCGCGCGCUCUAGAGCGGGGCGGGGAAAGAGAGAGUGUUGUAUCGCGCGCGAUUAAGUACCGUCGCGCGCGCGUGCGUGCGUACGACACGCGUGUGCGUGCGUGACGUGCGUCGUGCACGCGAGUGUCUCCGCCUCCGUGACGCUCCUCGGGCCACGGUGUGCGCGUGUGUCGCGUUACAUACUACGUCGCGCGCGUGUGUGUCUCUCCGCAGCCCGCGGUCUCGAUAUCGCCGUGGCUUCUGCUCUCCGCGCUUCUACGGCCGCUCUCGUGCACAGACGCGCGCGCGCACACACACACACGUACGGCACACACCACCGAUCGAGCGCGCGCGCGCGCGCGCGCGCCCGCAUGUACACGCGCGCGUGACACGUACACGGCAACAACACGACGUGGAGGCAUGACAGCGACGCGGGAGUGUUACCCCAUACGGUUCUUCUCGGUGCACGUCGAUCGGUUCGGCCAGUGAUCUUGCGAGAGAGGUGAGAAGACAGCUGGCUGGCUGCGCCCAGCGUCGCGCGCGCGCGCGCGCUCACGCCAGGAAGGAACCUCCUCGUGUCAGAAGCGUGAGGACGACGACGACGACGACGACGACGACGACAACAACGGCGAGGAGGAGGAGAAGGCGCAGGAGGGGGAAGGGAAAUACCGCCGGACGAGAGAGCAAGUGACAAAGGGGAGAGAGAAAGCGGGAGGACAGGCUCGAGCGAGAGUAAAGAAGGACAGACGGAGGAUGAAUGGCCCCGGGAGUCAUCAGCACCGCGGCUUGGGCAUGCAGGGACGUUACAGAGCCGCGGUGACCAAUGGCGCCCCGACGGGGCCGCACGCGCGCACCCCCGCGUCGUCUCAUUCCCGCAAUGGUGGAUGGCACCCCCACGGUCUGCAUCAGCAGCAGCACCAGCCUCCGCAGCAGCAGCAGCAGCAGCAGCAGCAGCAGCAACAGCAGCAGCAGCAGCAACAGCAGCAGCAACAGCAGCAGCAGCAGCAAUUCGCCGCCGGCAGCAAGGAAUACCCGUACCGGCAGUGCCCACCACGAUAUCACAAUGGGGAUUGCCCCGGGGUCGGCACGUCCUCCGGACCGACCGGCAAGGAGGUCUCCUAUCACGGGAACGUGGGUGGAAGCAGCGUGGGAUAUAAACCGCCGCCGCAGCACAGCCCACAGACGAGGGGCCCGUCGCCGCACUUCCCCCAGGAACCGGUAGGCCCGCCGGCCAACUCCCCGCCGUUGCACAUCAAUAUCUGUGGACAGGAAAAUACGAUGCGCGGCCCUAUACUGAACAUAAGUCCCGGCCUCGGCGCCAGCGGAGUAGACAUGGAGUACCGCAGGAACUCUCAAGCCACGAACCAGCUACCUCUGAGCCCUGUGCAGAUCCAACCAUCGCCGCCUUACUACAGGCAGCCUAGUCAGGACGAUGGCAGAAAAAGCGAGUCGCCGUCUAGGAAGCGUCGCCGAAUAUCUCGCAACGGCGCCGUGUCCGGGAUAGAGGUCCGGGAAACGCCGCCGCCAGCGCCGACGCCACCCCUGCACACUCCGCCGCCUUGGGAAUUCGGAGGCGCGCCACAACGGCGCUCGCCCCGCAAUCACAUAUCCACCCGCGGCAUUUCGACGGUCAGGAAUCAACGUUACCAGCGAUACGCGGACUCAAUGGGGUUCUCCUAUCCGUUCAUGGGUCACAAUCCCCACCAGAGUAUCCACAAUUCCCAUCACGGCCUUCACAAUUCGCAUCACAACAUCCACGGCUCCCACCCGCACGGUCUGCACAAUUCCCACCACAACAUCCACAACCCGCACCAGGCGCAUCCCCAUCCGCAUCCGGCGGCCAGUGGUACGGGGCACCAUCCCGCGCAGGGUGCGAACGCGCCCGUGGUCGUCGACGUCGGCCAAGUCGGCGUGUCCGGCCUAGGAGUCGCCGUUGGCGGCGAGCCGCUGUGGCAUCCUCAGGCGACUGGCUACAGGAUUCCGUGUCAGCUUCACAGCCUCUACUCGCCUCACGGAACGCAUCCGUUUGGACACUCGUGCCAGGUGACGCCUCAUCACAGUCAUUAUUCCGCUGCCCAUGCAACGCAUCCGACUCACGGAAUUGUCAGUUCUCUGGUGGGUGCCGCUCCCAGAGGAUACGCACCACCAGCCGGUGGUGUCGCAGGGCUGCACACCGCGGGUCCACCGGCCGUCCACACCGAUUACACCGCGCAUCAUCAAUUGUCCCAGCAGAGAGAAGUCGAGCUCGAACUGAUAGAGUCUCAUCAUCACCACAGAGUGGGCGCCGCGGCUGGUGCGCCAUUGCCGUUACCACAUUCUUAUUCCCCACCGGCUCUCGCGCAGGUACCGACACCGCCGCCCAUAUUCCUGUCAGAGACGCGAAACAGUCAAUUGGAGAUCGUACAGAACAGAAACCGACGACUAACGUCCAACGUUCUGCGACGGCCGCGAUUCGGUAGAUGGAGGAACACGACUCAAUUACCAAUGGCUUAUCCAGGCUAUUUACUACACUUCUUAGCGAUGUUCAGCAAUCCACCGCUGUCGCCCUAUAAUCAGGCCGAACUGUCCUCGCCCGAGUCGGUCACGGAGAACUACGAGGCACUGCUGUCCUUGGCCGAGAGGCUGGGCGAGGCCAAGCCGCGGGGUUUGACUCGCGCGGAAGUCGAACAGCUGCCCUCCUACAAAUUCAACGCGGAAACACACCAGGGCGAUCAAACCAACUGCGUCGUGUGCAUGUGCGAUUUCGAGGCCCUCCAAUCUCUACGUGUUCUGCCGUGCUCCCACGAGUUUCAUUCUAAGUGCAUCGACAAGUGGCUUAAGUCCAACCGAACAUGUCCGAUAUGCCGCGGCGACGCCGGCGAGUAUUUCGGAAAUAGCAGCAGCAGCUCUGACUGACGCCAAGCCGGCGAUGUACACUAGCGCGAAACGCCACAGCCAUCGAGAACAUUACUACUGCGCGUUACGGGAAUGCCGGUCGUCGCGUUGCUGCUGUUUCACGCGAAUCCGUGCCGUUGAAUGUCCGCGUCAUCCUAGCUGGGAUACGGGCCGUCGAUGCAAGGUGUUCACGGUCGGUGAUUAAGAAUCAUACUUGCGACCGUUGAGUAUAACGACGCUGAAACUGGCUGAAAGUGACGAGAAUAGUUGUGAACGUACGACCUCAUUGUAUCGGAGUGUCGCGCGUAAUGCGGAGGAUAUCAAGCCCAGGGAAACGGCGCAGCGUCUUUCCGAAUAGCGAGACGCGAUAAAAAGCAAUUUAGCAAAACGACGAAGUAGUCAAGAGAUUCAACGUUCCGUUAGGUUACGGCGCAUUUCCUAUCAAAAAGAAAGAACAAGUCGGAGUCGGAUAUUUACUUGGUUCUCGUUUAUAACGCUUCAAUUAAUGUUUUAACGCUCAUUAAUUAUUUGUAUUGCUACUCUGCAUUAUCGAAUUUAUGUACAUAAAAAUAGCUGUAUACGCAGACAUCGCAACUUUCCAUUAACGUUCCAUUUUUUUUUAUAGUUUGUCUUUCAAUCUGGUAAUUGUAUAUAUUUGCAUAAACACCCUUAUACAUAUACGUGUGCGCGUACAAAACCAGUGUUAGUUUUGUUUGGACUUAACCAAAAUGUAGAACACAAAUUCUUUUGCAAUAAAAAAAAAGUGUUUAUCGUCAGGUAAGGGAAAAAAAUUGUAACUUCCUACUGUUAUAGGCUCUUGUGUCUUUGUAGUAUAUAUGUAUAUGUAUAUAUACAUAUAUACUACUUUGUAGUAUACAUGUAUAUAUACAUAUAUAGACCAGCUAAUUAUUUUAUUAUAUUAUAGAAAUGUAUGUAAGUAAAAUUAAAGUUAGUUGGCACCUUAAGUGCCGGUAGGUAGAAAUUGUUGGAUUAUUGCACCAGAUGCCACGUAACUAUUUUAUAAAAUAUCUGUAGGUCCGUGUUUAAUCCGAAAUUCGUUUACUCUCUCUCGUGCGGCAAUUAAUUAUUUUUUACCUAAAGCGUGCUCUAACGUGUGAUUACGAUUAUUAUGCUGUGCACUUGGCCAAGUCUGAUUUAAGUGAUUUACAUUCAAACGCGCGCGCGCGAAUUUCGGAGAGGAGGAUUGCUUUCAACCGCGAGAGAGACGACCUGGCGCGUGACGGUCGGAAUGACACACCCAAAAAGGAAGAAAACGAAAAUGGGGGAAAAAAAGUAACGUAAGAAUAUAUCGCUUCUGUUUCCUGCGUAUCUACCUCUAAUAGAAGAAAACGAGACGAUUCAUAUUUUUUUAUAUACACAUCUCAUAAACAAUAAACAUACCUAUGAUAAGUGAAUGGGAGAGCGACCGGCUAGGAAACGAGGUCUAGAUAUUUCGACAAAUUCGAAGAAUGACAAAUAAGGCGAACUGUAGAAUAAACUUCUGGAAAUAACCAUAACAGGCCCAUAAAUACAAUAUGCGAAUAUAGACCCGCAAUUGAAAAAUUUUCCUUGAUGGAGAUAUGUUAAAUUUUUCAAUUGGAAUUGAAAAUACGUUCCACGCGGUACACAUUCGCGGGAAGGCGGCGGUUACAGCGUAGAUUUCGCCACGAACACAAGUUGUGCGCUUUUUAGUUGAUUAUAUAAACGCUUCCUUAUUUACAUGUAUUUGUGCACCAGUGUUGGUGGAUCGAGAAGAUUUGUUUAUGAGUCUUGUUAUUUUUAAGAUGUUCAAUAUACAUUGUUAGAUAGCGUAUGUUAUAUUAUUGGCACAAUAUGAAUUGUUGAAAGUAGUUUCUUAUGUUUCAAAAUUAAUAAAAUUGAUAAGUAUAUAUGUACAUAUAUACUUAUAGAAGUACGUAUAUACUUAUAGAAGUAUAUAUGUACAUAUAUACAUAUAUAUAACAUGCAUGUCGUUUCGGCCGAUUUAUUGGCGUUUACGUUUUUUUUUUUUUCACUCGAUACGCUCCUUUCUAACGAGCAAGCACUCCCGUUCCAAUCUGAGAUAAUCAAAGAGAGAGAAGUUCGAAUACGCGCUCGCUGUGAAGACUCGAUAGUCAUUUCCAAGGUAUAAACUUGCGAAGAUUAAAAUGCGGCUCAUUGCGAGGUCAACAAUCGCAAAAGACGAGCUCCAUGAGCGAAAUGCAAUUGGCUAUCUGCCCGAAUGAUGAAAUUUACUCGAUGGAUGCUGCGCGUGUCGAGUUGCGUGCAUGUUGCGUGCGUGCGUGCGUGCGUGCGUGCGUUUGUGCGGAGGAAGAUUUGCUAAGAUGCGUUUGCCUCUGUACGUUUAUUUUUCUCAGAUGUAACGACGCAAGUCGCGCGAGAAAGUGUUUUUACCUGCGUGCAGAUCCACUAAGUGCGUUGACGUGAUGCGUUUCGUGAUUUAAGCUGCAAUAUAGCGUUAAUUACGGUAUUGAGCGAGAGGAGUGCUGUAAUAACGCGCGACCAGCCUCACGAAUCCACGCAAUUGCAAUUACCUGUUUCUCAUCGUUUGCGUGAGGUGGGCCCGUUUAACCGCGCUCGAGAGGACCGACGUUCACCCGGGGUGAAUUGUUGUCAAUUCGGGAAAGAAAAUUCGCUCGACAGUCGGCCGGAAUGCUGUUUUCCGGAGAGCCCCUAUCCCGCCGAAACACGCGUGUCGCGUAGUCGAAGCUCCCUUACAUUUCAAGCACUCGGAUCCACCUUCGCCAAUGCAGAUUAACUUUAAUCUCGGUUUAACGCGUCUUUUAUCUUUUUCUAAUUCUUAGAACUGGAUGAAAAACUGAAAGGCAAGUCAAGCCGAGAUUGAAAUUAAUCUACGAUUGAAAUUAAUGGACAUUGGAAAGAGGAAAAAGCGCAGGGAACGUGCGGGAGGCGCCUCCGUUCCUCCUUUAUCCCGCCGACUUCUCAUUGCGUGCCUUUCACACCGACCGACCUCGUCGCGAGAACGCACGUGCUUGUUUAAAGGGACCUCGAGCGAUCCGCCGUGCCACACGUUUCUGUGCGGAGCACAGGCGAAAAGGGAGAAUUUAACAGCGUCGACGUUAACGGCGACACUCCGUUCGAUGUUUCCGCGAACGCGUUAAUAACUCCCCGAAAAUAAGACCUCUCGGGACCCACUCGGCGUCUGGUUCAGCGCUAAACUCGGCUCAUUCCAGAUGGUACAUGGUGGUUCAUAUACGUUUUAUAUAAUAUAUAUUUCUUAAACGCAUCCAAUGUUUUAUAAACGUUUAGGAAACGUAUAAGGGAAACGUAUACCAACAUGUUUCAUUUGGGAUCCAGUUCGGAUGAACUUGGUACGAGCGUGGGGCGAAGAAAAUGCAAACCGGGGUGGAGUUUAGCUACACGUUCGGCGUUUAAAUGUGCGGUGAACACGUGAACACGGGGGUCUCCUACGAAGCAGCAUCCCUACGCGCGUCGUAGUCGCAUCGGCGAGAACGAGCGAACGUGCACACGUGUGCGGUCCGCCGUUGUGUCGUGAAACGGCACAGCGAGGUACCUCGGCGACUCCUCUCAGCACCGUCUUAAUUUCAAAUUCCCUUUCUUCUGCGUAUGCGCGCCUGUAACGAGAGGUUCUGUCGCAGGCUGACAUGGCAAUAACGAAAUUUUAAGUUUCGUUGUACAAAGAUUCUCGGAGGAUCAAUAUUUAUUUACGAUCGAAAUUCCGUCGCAAACCAAUUAUAAUAUUUAAUAUAUAUUAUAUAAUAUAUUUAUAAUAUAUAUUAUAUAUAAAUGCCAUGUGUGAUUUACUAUCAUGUGGAAUUAUUUGUGUAAAAUUGUAAAUUAUUAUACUUGUAUAUACUGCGUACAAUUCGUCGUGUGCUUACAGUUUUCGUGAAACUGUUUUCUUAACCGAUUAGUUUUCUCGGAGGCUCACCGCUCACUCUUACUUUUCGUCCCGUCUGCAAAUAUUGAUCAUCCGAGCCCACCUCUCGAAAAACUCGACGUAACUCGUCCGCGCUCUACCGCAUAUACGUAACGAUAUUAUACUACAUAUACUUUCUAGUAGUGUCUAGUUUCUAGUGUCAUACGGGUCCUAACUUGUUGUCGCGUGUGCCGCGGGAAAGCGCCAGAAUUCUAUACCCUACAGGAAUAUCAAAAGUCUUGCGACAAGGCGACGAGCGAGCGAGCGAGCGAGCGAGCGAGCGUGUGUGCUAAGAAAGCCGCUGUUGAUCCUUCCUAGAUGCGUAAGAAGACAUAUCAUUUCUUUUUCCAUUGCGCUGAGAAAGACACGCUGUCUCGCGUACCGCGCUUUCUCUCCCUCUUUCUCUCUUUCUCCUCGGUGACGGGCGAGAGGCGAAAGGAAAAGCCAAAGACGGCUCGUUUUCAACUAGCUCGAGCCUAUGCAAAACCAACAGGACUGCUUUAACGGGAACGAACGUUCGACGGGCAGAAGACAACUUGCCGGUCGCGCGUGACGUCCCAGAUAACACGCGAUGCUUCGUAUCACGUUUUAUGUAUAUUUCCUAAACGUAACUAAUGUUUCGCAAAUGUUUAGGAAACGCGUUGGAAAGACCAGCAUGUGCUACUUUGGGUGCAAAGACUCGGUGACCGUCGUGGGUCCCGCGUUUGAGCGAACGUAAAGUAGAUCCGGAGCCAUCGAACAAAUCGAGUAAAAUUGCUCUGUCGUUAGCCGUCUCUUUCGCGAUCGUUCCCGAGCUUCUUCGCAAAUAUUUUUCACACUUGUAUACCUUCACGAGCCUCGCGUGUUUCGUUCCACUAAUCUGUGAAUUUAUUUGUUCGAGUCGCGGGACUGCGAUCGCGAAAACGGCCGAGGUUGUCGCGUGAGAAGAAACGACGCGUGAAUUUUCUGAAUCGAGAAUAGCGAUACGCUCGGUAAACGUCAGCAUAAAUCAUCAAUAUAAUUUCCUAUUCAACUACGUGACCGUUGUGCACAUGUUACAUUUAUGUUGCUGAGUAAAAAAUUAUAAUAUUGAUGUUAUGCAACUGUUGGUCUUUACUGCGGACUGACGUGACGGAUAUCGCUGGGUUUUCUUUAAUUGCAGUCCUGGUCUGUCUAACCCGUUCCUCGGCAAUCCUAGAUUAAGAUGACGUAAUUGAUCAUUAAUUCGUACCCUCAAACGCACUUUAUGAGGACAUCAGUUCGCAGCUCGAGGGACCUCGGUGAGAAAUGAUUCGUCGAAACGAUCGCCAUCGCUUCGACGUCAAUCGAUGAAUCAUUUCUCGCUGGGACGCAAUUCCCAGAACUUCUUACGAGACGAACCUGACGAAAUUGUUCGGAAUUACGCCCUGCAUUUUCCGGGAGAGAACUUCACCCUGUGCAGACAGUGGAGCUUCGCUCUCGGAAUGUAUUUCUAUUAUUAACGAGCUAAAGCGCGAAACAAAGUAACUCUCCGUCCCCGUUUGAGAAAUCGAUCGUUAGACAGUGAUUACUUCGUUGGCGGACUGGCAAAUCUCCGCGAGUGUUUUUAAAUCCGCCGAGCCUGUAUGUAUGAGUAAAUACGGAUACACGCGUUAGAGAUUACUCGAUAUUUAUUCCAGGAAAGGCUCGCACCAGAAAUAAGUAGGUACGCGGUCUCCCUUUUUUUUUUCUUGGACACCCAACGCAUCUUUUUCUCAGAUAAACGGCUUUUAUCCUGAAAUAAACACGCUCCGUGCCUGCGUUUUACGAAUAA